AUGGUGCCAACCAUCCCAUACCGUCAUCACCGCCAACAGGACCCCAAUCACGCAACAUCGCAAGCUCUGCUCGACUUGCCCAAGGCCGAGGGAACCACGCUGCUUCUCAUAAAUAUCGACCCUGCCGAGGAGACAGACCCCGCCAACGCGGUCAAGGAGCUUGCAGCCCGCGGCAUCGACCACCUCGCCCUGGUGAUUAUCAAUGCCGGCGUGUCCUUGCGCUGGUGCAAGGUCUCCGAGGUCACGGCCGAGGACAUGCACAAGCACACCGUUACUAACACCUAUGACUUCAUCUGGCUGUUCCAGGCCGCUCUGGAGUUGGAAACGCAACCAAGUACAGUACCUUGGUGAUGAUGGACUAAUGUGCUGUCACUCUAUUUGGAUUUAU
Pseudomassariella vexata is the source of this 388-nucleotide messenger RNA. RefSeq lists its product as uncharacterized. Bases 1 to 351 code for a protein of 116 amino acids. The record is from RefSeq and is a predicted model, not a curated record. NCBI's taxonomy places the organism in Eukaryota, Fungi, Ascomycota, Sordariomycetes, Amphisphaeriales, Pseudomassariaceae. The transcript has 2 exons.